AUGGUUGCGAACGGGCACUUUGCGGGCAGUGCGGAUGGACAGGACUCGAGCAGCUACGAGCACGGAGUCCAGGUGAUUGAUGAGGACAAGGAAUUCAACCCCAAUGUAUCAAAGUAUCUCACUUACGAAAAUGUCACCCCGGCCGGAUUCAACUACCACCUCAUCUCCGUCUUUGGAUCGCAAUCGACAGGCAAAUCCACGCUGCUGAACAACCUGUUCGGUACCCACUUCAGUGUAAUGUCGGAGACGGAGCGACGGCAGACGACGAAGGGAAUCUGGCUAUCUAAGAACAAAAGGCUUGAGCUGCGCAAGGACCGUGAUCCGCAAGCGAAGAUGGCGGACAAUAUUCUUGUUAUGGACGUUGAGGGGACUGAUGGCAGAGAGCGAGGCGAGGAUCAGGACUUUGAGAGGAAGAGCGCACUGUUUGCCCUGGCGACAAGUGAGGUUCUCAUUGUCAAUAUCUGGGAACACCAAGUUGGCUUAUAUCAAGGUGCCAAUAUGGGACUAUUGAAAACUGUCUUUGAGGUGAAUUUGGAGCUCUUCUUGAAGGACAACAAGUCAACCCCGCGAUCUCUCCUCUUCUUCGUCAUCCGAGACUUUCUAGGAACUACCCCGCUUCAGAACCUACAGAAUACGCUGUUACAAGAUCUGAACCGGAUAUGGAGCUCACUCUCGAAACCUGCAGGGCUGGAGAACUCGACAAUCAAUGAUUACUUCGAUUUCGCAUUCGCUGGGCUUCCCCAUAAGAACUUCCAGCCGGAUAAAUUUAUGGAUGAGGUGCAAAAACUCAGCACUCGCUUCUGCGAAGGUCAUCGUGACCCUAGCAGUCUCGAUCGUAAGGGAACGGGUUCGAUUGAAGGGGGAAUAUUCCUUCCCGAAUACCACCGAAGGAUACCUGCGGAUGGCUUUGCUGUUUAUGCGGAGGGUGUUUGGGAUCAAAUCGUGAACAACAAGGACCUGGACUUACCAACCCAGCAGGAGCUUCUUGCUCAAUUCCGCUGCGAUGAAAUAUCACGUGAAGCUCUAGUUGCAUUCGAUGAAGCUAUCAGUCCAUUCGAAUCGAAGCAAGCAGAAGCCGUCCAGGCGGGUACCCCUGAAGUUCUGGGCGGGCUUGGCCCGGCAAUGCGAAAUGCGCGCAUGAAAGCCGUGAAGAACUUCGACACCGAGGCUUGUCGAUACCACAAGCGUGUAUAUCAAAUGAAAAAAACAGAGCUGCAGGAUAAGAUCGACACACGACUGAAAGCCCUUUUCCUUGGCCAACUUAAUGCGGCGCAUAGGUCUGGAGUACAAGAGUUCAGCGAAUCCGUCAGUGCCGCGGUGAAAGCGGGCCAGAAGAAAGGUGCCAGUUAUGAUUUUGCUGAAAUAGUGAGGAGGCAAAGGAAGCUAGCGAUUGAGAAAUUCGAGAAGGAAGCUCGAUCUACACUUGUAGAAGACGCCCCCUGGAGCAAUUACCAGCAGGAGUUAUCAUUAUAUCAAAAGGACCUGGAGAGAACCAGUGGGCAACUACGGAGAGAUGAAAUGCGACGAUUAGCAACGAGAGUUGAGCGGUGGGUGCGGUCCCGACUAGGUGAAUCGGUUGAUUUAGAGUUUAAUGCCCUUGGGUCAGGAAGAGGCGGUUCUGGUGCUCCGGAGUUCGGUGACAAACCUUCGGAGAAAACCAUUUGGGAUCGCGUCUGGACUCUCUUUGUGGACACGGUCCUUGAUGCCGAAAGGAGGUUCACGGAACGAGCAAGCAGUUUUGACGCCGGCUUGGACGAGGUAGAUGUCGGUCUAUGGAGAUUAAGAAGAAAAUCAUGGGGGGUUCUACGAGCUAAAAUCGACGAGGAAAUGAUGGAGGGCAAUCUGCUUUUAAAGCUCCGCGAGAAUUUCGAAGACAAAUUCCGAUAUGACGACGCUGGCGUUCCUAGAAUCUGGCGCCCGACCGAUGACAUUGAAAGCGUAUAUUCACAAGCUCGAGAGUCCACACUCACCCUUAUCCCUCUCCUUGCACGCUUUAAACUUGCAGAGACCAACGCACCUCCGCCGCUCGACAAAUGGAUUGGACAUACACCAAGCUCGGCAACACCUGCGGAUGAAGAGGAUCUCACACCGAUUGGAGGCGUCGAUGAUGACGAGGGGAAGAGCCUGGAGGAAGAAAUGACCUUGAUCGGCGAAGCGAAGAAACAGGAUUUAACAGUCCGGUUCAAGAAAACCGCGGAUGGGGUGUAUGUCGAAGCGAAGAGAAGUGCAAUCGGAGGCAUCACUCAAGUGCCGUUAUACUUUUAUGGCUUGCUCUUUGCACUUGGCUGGAAUGAAAUUCUUGCCGUGCUUCGGAACCCUGUAUACUUCCUCCUCCUUUUCGUGUGCGCUAUUGGCGCAUAUAUUACCUACCAGCUAAAUCUCUGGGGCCCUAUCAUCAAAAUGACGGAGGCCGCAUCACAUCAGGCGGUGGAGGAGGGCAAACGACGGCUGCGCGAGUUUUUGGAAGCCUCAGACACUGGCCGCCAGGCAAUGGCCAUGUCUGGAGCCAGGAAUGCAACGGAAGAACAUGAAAUGUCCAGGCUGAGUCGGAAGCCUGCCGAACGAGGAGGACGGAAGAAUCGAGCUGAUGAAGAUGUAGAUGACGACGACGAUGAUUUUUAG
Molecule: messenger RNA, 2622 nt
Organism: Histoplasma capsulatum G186AR
Lineage: Eukaryota; Fungi; Ascomycota; Eurotiomycetes; Onygenales; Ajellomycetaceae
Product: dynamin-like GTPase SEY1
Exons: 4
Coding region: 1-2622 (873 amino acids)
Biological process (GO): endoplasmic reticulum membrane fusion
Cellular component (GO): endoplasmic reticulum
Molecular function (GO): GTPase activity; GTP binding
Source: RefSeq, a predicted model, not a curated record